Molecule: messenger RNA, 3457 nt
Organism: Cyanistes caeruleus (blue tit)
Lineage: Eukaryota; Metazoa; Chordata; Aves; Passeriformes; Paridae
Gene: DDX42
Product: DEAD-box helicase 42
Molecular function (GO): RNA helicase activity; ATP binding; nucleic acid binding
Source: RefSeq, a predicted model, not a curated record
GCCCCGCGAGUUUCCUCCCCAGGGCCGGGAGUUUUCCUACGGUCUCUGCGUCCUGUAGGAACCUCUCCCUCUUCACUCGCUGCUGGUAUAUUGGGGACAUCAUGAAUUGGAAUAAAGGUGGACCUGGUACAAAGAGAGGCUUUGGGUUUGGUGGAUUUGCCAUAACACCUGGCAAGAAAGAGGAGCCAAAGCUGUCUCAGCAGUCCCACAGUGCUUUUGGCACCGCUGGGUCCUCGGCAGCAUUUGCAAAAUCAGGGCCUCCUCAGUUGCCUUCCUUCUACAAAAUUGGGUCAAAGCGAGCCAAUUUUGAUGAGGAGAAUGCGUACUUUGAGGAUGAGGAGGAAGAUUCCAGCAAUGUGGAAUUGCCCUACAUUCCCGCAGAGAAUUCCCCCACUCGGCAGCAGUUCCAUUCCAAGUCGGCAGACUCUGACAGCGAUGAUGAUCCUCUGGAGGCAUUCAUGGCUGAAGUGGAGGAUCAAGCUGCUCGAGACAUGAAGAGACUUGAAGAUAAAGACAAAGAAAAAAAGAACGUUAAGGGUAUUCGAGAUGACAUUGAAGAGGAAGAUGACCAAGAAGCGUAUUUUCGCUACAUGGCUGAAAACCCCACUGCUGGUGUGGUGCAAGAGGAGGAAGAGGAUAACCUGGAGUAUGAUAGUGAUGGGAAUCCGAUUGCACCGUCCAAAAAAAUCAUUGAUCCUCUUCCACCUAUUGACCAUUCAGAGAUUGAAUACCCACCGUUUGAGAAAAACUUCUAUGAUGAGCAUGAGGAGAUCACCAGCCUGACCCCUCAGCAAGUGGUGGAGUUACGGCAUAAGCUGAAUCUCCGGGUCUCCGGGGCUGCUCCUCCAAGGCCUGGAAGUAGUUUCGCUCAUUUUGGGUUUGAUGAGCAACUUAUGCACCAGAUUAGGAAAUCUGAAUAUACCCAACCCACUCCAAUACAAUGUCAGGGUGUUCCAGUGGCACUAAGUGGCAGAGACAUGAUUGGGAUAGCCAAGACUGGAAGUGGGAAAACAGCUGCCUUCAUCUGGCCGAUGCUGAUCCACAUCAUGGAUCAGAAGGAGCUGGAGCCAGGGGAUGGUCCCAUUGCAGUGAUCGUCUGCCCGACCAGGGAGCUCUGCCAGCAGAUCCACUCCGAGUGCAAGCGCUUUGGCAAGGCCUAUAACCUGCGCUCCGUGGCCGUGUACGGAGGAGGGAGCAUGUGGGAGCAAGCCAAGGCCCUGCAGGAGGGGGCAGAGAUCGUGGUCUGCACACCAGGUCGUUUGAUUGAUCAUGUGAAAAAGAAGGCUACAAACCUGCAGAGAGUCACUUACCUUGUGUUUGAUGAAGCUGACAGAAUGUUUGAUAUGGGGUUUGAGUAUCAGGUCAGAUCAAUUGCAAGCCACGUACGUCCUGACAGACAGACCCUCUUGUUCAGUGCCACGUUCCGUAAGAAGAUUGAGAAAUUGGCCCGGGAUAUUCUGAUCGACCCAAUUCGGGUUGUGCAAGGAGACAUUGGAGAGGCAAAUGAAGAUGUCACUCAGAUUGUGGAGAUUUUCCCCUCUGGGCCCAGCAAGUGGAACUGGCUGACGCGGCGCCUUGUGGAGUUCACAUCCUCCGGGAGCGUCCUCCUCUUUGUCACCAAGAAAGCCAACGCAGAGGAACUGGCCAAUAACCUCAAGCAGGAGGAUCAUAACCUGGGGCUGCUUCAUGGAGACAUGGACCAGAGUGAGAGGAAUAAAGUCAUUUCGGAAUUUAAGAAAAAGGGGAUCCCCAUCCUGGUAGCUACUGAUGUGGCAGCUCGAGGGUUGGAUAUCCCUUCAAUCAAGACUGUCAUCAACUACGACGUGGCUCGGGACAUCGACACCCACACGCAUCGGAUCGGCCGCACCGGCCGUGCGGGGGAGAAGGGAGUGGCCUAUACCCUGCUGACCCCCAAGGACAGCAACUUCGCUGGGGACCUUGUCAGAAACCUGGAGGGUGCCAACCAGCACGUUUCCAAAGAGCUGCUGGAUUUGGCAAUGCAGAAUCCGUGGUUCCGGAAAUCCCGAUUUAAAGGAGGAAAGGGCAAGAAGCUGAAUAUUGGUGGCGGUGGCUUGGGAUACCGUGAGCGCCCUGGGCUGGGUUCAGAAAAUACUGACCGUGGAAACAACAACAGUGUGAUGAGCAACUAUGAGGCCUACAAGCCAUCCACAGGGGCCAUGGGGGACAGGCUGACAGCAAUGAAAGCAGCUUUCCAGUCCCAGUACAAGAGUCACUUUGUUGCUGCAAGUUUAAAUAACCAAAAGACUGGGAGCUCUGCUGCUGGUGCCAGUGGCUGGACCAGCGCCGGGAGCCUGAAUUCCGUCCCGACGAGUUCAGCACAGCAAAGUGCCGCCAGUCCCGAGAGCCCCGCGGCCGCGGCAGCAAAGGGAGUCCCGGGUUUCCCCAGCACGGGCAGCCUGAGCAGCAGCCCCACCUUCCCCAGUGCGGGAGCGCCGGCCUUCAACAGCGCAAACGCCGGCACCAGCGGUCGCGAGGGCAGCGGUGGCAUCGUCAGAGAACGGUACAACGACACCCGGAACAGCCGGCACAGCGAGGCCCCGCGGCGCGGGGACGGCGCUGGCCGAGGGGAUGGCGCUGGCCGAGGGGAGGGCGCUGGCCGAGGGGAGGGUGCUGGUCGCUACAACGAUGCCCAGCGUUACGGUGAUGCCCAACGCCACAAUGAUGCCCAGCGCCACAACGAUCCCCAGCGCUACAACGAUCCCCAGCGUUACAACGAUCCCCAGCGUUACAACGAUCCCCAGCGCUACAACGAUCCCCAGCGCUACGGUGAUCCCCAGCGCUACGGUGAUCCCCAGCGCUACGGUGAUCCCCAGCGCUACGGUGAUGCCCAGCGCUACAACGAUGCCCAGCGCUACAACGAUGCCCAGCGCUACAACGAUGCCCAGCGCUAUGGUGAUACCCAGCGUUACGGUGAUGCCCAGCGCCACAACGAUCCCCAGCGUUACGGUGAUGCCCAGCGUUACGGUGAUGCCCAGCGCGACAGUGGCGGCAGCAGCCGGCACAGUGACCCCUCCCGGCACGGUGACGUCCAGCGCCACGGCGAGGGCCGGCACUUCAGCGACCUGCCAGGGGGCAACCGCAACAACGGUGACAGCAGGACCAGCGAGGGUAGGAACAGCGAGAGCAGGAAUGGAGAGAACAGGAGAGAGGCCAACAGCCGAGACAACAAGACAGAUGGUUUUGCUGUCCCAGAGCCCCCAAAACGGAAGAAGAGCCGGUGGGACAGUUAAAAGCUGGGGGUUCACGGCCUGGAAUCUCUGCAGAUAGUGUUGUCUUUUUCCAGGGUUUUUAGUAACUGGUUGAGCAGCUGGGGCCAGAGAAGGAAAGCAUGAGAACCCCCAUGCAAGUUCAUCUGUGGACAGAUGCACCCAAACGAAAUGUACACUUAGUGAAAGAAAUCAUUUUGAUAAAGCUCCCUGGGUUCUGCUUUGAAACA